AUGCCUCGGAGUCCUGCCAGAGAAGCUGGAACACAUUGUCAGGGAGAGAAACAUCUGGAGUAUCUUACUGAACCUGCUGCUACCGCGACUCAAUGCCAGAUCAUCUAUGUGAUGCGUAAUCCAAAGGACAACAUCAUCUCUUAUUACCAUUUCAGCAGUGUCUGCUCUGACGUGGAAACUCCGAUGAGCUUUGAACAGUUUUUGGAGCAGUACUUGAUGGGCAAUGUUGUAGGGUCGUCCUGGUUUGACCACAUCAGAAAGUGGCAUUCAAAGAAAGACCAGUACAACAUCCUCUUCCUGACCUAUGAGGACAUGAUCUUGGACCUGAAGGCAGCAGUAACUAAGAUCUGCAGUUUCUUAGGAAAAAACCUCAGUGAAGCAGACGUUGAGCAAGUUGUAGAAAAAGCCACAUUUAAAACCAUGAAGAAAGACCAAAAAGCCAACUAUGAGUUUAUACCAAAAGAAGAGAUCAGUGGAAACUUCAUGCGCAAAGGUCAGAUUGGUGACUGGAAGAAC
Molecule: messenger RNA, 516 nt
Organism: Monopterus albus (swamp eel)
Lineage: Eukaryota; Metazoa; Chordata; Actinopteri; Synbranchiformes; Synbranchidae
Product: amine sulfotransferase-like
Exons: 5
Molecular function (GO): sulfotransferase activity
Source: RefSeq, a predicted model, not a curated record